Molecule: messenger RNA, 3132 nt
Organism: Archocentrus centrarchus (flier cichlid)
Lineage: Eukaryota; Metazoa; Chordata; Actinopteri; Cichliformes; Cichlidae
Gene: pfkla
Product: phosphofructokinase, liver a
Exons: 22
Coding region: 182-2527 (781 amino acids)
Biological process (GO): canonical glycolysis; fructose 1,6-bisphosphate metabolic process; fructose 6-phosphate metabolic process
Cellular component (GO): cytoplasm; 6-phosphofructokinase complex; membrane
Molecular function (GO): monosaccharide binding; fructose-6-phosphate binding; 6-phosphofructokinase activity
Source: RefSeq, a predicted model, not a curated record
UGCAUACUCACCCUGUGGGUGUUUCUGCUAGAAGUUAACGAUCUGCUGAAGAAAACAGGGAAGGCACAGCCGGAUUCACUCAAAUCAAGACUCGAAGAGCUGAUUUUACCUCCCACGGAUUUUCUUUUUGAUUAUUUUUUAAGUGUCAUUUUUUUAUAGCUGUGAGGAGAAGAGAUUAAAAAUGUCUUUGAUGGACUUGGAGAAGCUGAAGAUGACGUGCGCUGGUCGGGCCAUGGCAGUGUUGACCAGCGGUGGAGAUGCACAAGGGAUGAAUGCUGCUGUCCGAGCUGUGACCAGAAUGGGCAUUUAUGUGGGGGCCAAGGUCUAUCUCAUUUAUGAGGGUUACCAGGGCCUGGUGGAUGGGGGAGACAACAUCAAACUGGCCAACUGGCACAGUGUGACUGACAUUAUCCAGCUGGGUGGCACCGUGAUAGGCAGCGCCCGCUGCAAGGCCUUCAUGACACAUGAGGGCAGGGUUGCUGCUGCCUUCAACCUGGUGAAAAAAGGCAUCACCAACCUGUGCGUGUGUGGUGGUGACGGCAGCCUUACUGGAGCCAACAUCUUCCGCAAUGAGUGGAGCAGUCUGCUGGAUGAACUCUUAAAGAAAGGAAGGAUCACAGACACUAUGGCUAAGCAGCAUAACAACCUGAACAUCGUGGGGCUCGUCGGCUCCAUAGACAACGACUUCUGCGGCACUGACAUGACCAUCGGAGCCGACUCUGCGCUGCACCGCAUCAUGGAGAUAAUCGACGCCAUAACGACCACUGCACAGAGCCACCAGCGUGCAUUUGUUUUGGAAGUAAUGGGACGGCACUGCGGGUAUUUGGCCUUAGUCUCAGGUCUGGCAUCUGGAGCAGAUUGGGUCUUUAUUCCAGAGGCUCCACCUCAGGAGGGCUGGGAAGAACAUUUGUGUGCCCGUCUACAAGGGAGCCGCACAAGGGGGGGGUCGAGACUGAACAUCAUAAUCGUCGCAGAAGGAGCCAUUGACAUAAAUGGCAAGCCCAUCUCCUCAAAUUAUAUAAAAGAUCUGGUUCAGAAAAGGCUGGGUUAUGACACCAGAGUGACGGUACUCGGCCACGUUCAGCGGGGAGGAAUUCCCUCAGCAUUUGACCGAAUUCUGAGCAGCAUAUUGGGUGUUGAAGCAGUGGUUACUCUGAUGGAGGCUACUCCUGACACCCCCGCCUGUGUCAUCGCCCUAUCAGGCAACAAAGCAGUCCGCCUGCCUCUGAUGGAGUGUGUGGAGAUGACUAAGUUGGUGCAGACGGCCAUGGAUGAGAAGAGAUUUGAUGAAGCUAUUAAGCUGCGUGGAGGGAGCUUUGAGAACAACUGGAAUAUCUACAAAACUCUCGCCUUCCACAAGCCUGCUCAGACUAAGAGCAACUUCUCUUUUGCUAUUCUGAACGUGGGCGCUCCGGCGGCAGGGAUGAAUGCUGCGGUGAGAUCGGCAGUGAGGUCGGGGCUCUCUCGUGGACACAAGGUGUACGGUGUCAAUGACGGCUUUCUGGGGCUCGCCAGUGGAUUGGUGUUUGAGAUGGAAUGGCACAGUGUGGCUGGAUGGACGGGCCAAGGAAGCUCACUGCUGGGGACAAAACGGACUCUUCCCAAUAAUCACCUGGAGAAGAUUGUGGAAACCCUCAGCAAGUUUAACAUCACAGCUCUGCUUGUAAUAGGAGGAUUCGAGGGGUACCAAGGUGUGCUGCAGCUCUAUGAAGCCCGGGGUCACUACGAUGAGCUCUGCAUCCCCAUGGUUGUUAUCCCUGCUACCAUUAGCAACAAUGUCCCGGGAACUUUCUUCAGUGUGGGUGCAGACACUGCUGUCAAUUGUGCAAUGGAGAGUUGUGACAAGAUCAAGCAGUCUGCCAGUGGGACCAAGAGACGAGUGUUUGUGGUGGAGACUAUGGGUGGAUACUGCGGAUAUCUGGCAUCCUCUACUGGCAUAGCGGUGGGUGCUGAUGCCGCCUACAUCUUUGAAGACCCAAUUAACAUCCGUGACCUCAAGACAAAUGUGGAACACUUAGCUGAAAAGAUGAAGAAGGAUGUCCAACGAGGUCUAAUUCUGAGGAAUGAAAAAUGCCAUGAAAACUACACUACAGAUUUCAUCCAUCGGCUGUAUUCAUCAGAGGCAAAGGGCAUCUUUGACUGUAGAGUCAAUGUGUUAGGACACCUACAGCAGGGCGGGGCACCUUCUCCCUUUGACAGAAAUUUUGGCACGAAGCUGGGUGUGAGAGCCAUCGACUGGCUUUCAGAGAAACUGACUGAGAACUACAGACAAGGCCGUGUGUUUGCCAACUCACCAGAAACAGCAUGUGUGAUCGGCCUCAACAGGAAGGUCAUCUCAUUCACCCCUGUCACCGAACUGAAGGAAAUAACUGAUUUUGAGCACCGAAUGCCCAAGGACGAGUGGUGGUUAAAACUGCGGCCAAUGCUAAAAAUGUUGGCCAAGUACCAAACCAGCUUCAACGAGUAUGUCCCAGGGGAGAUUGAACACGUGACUCGACGCUCCAUCAGCAUUGACACUGGAUUCUAGGCUCUCUAAAAAGACAGCUUGCUUUGCACCUUUUAACCUCUAUCCCUUCAUUUUUAAUUCUCAUGACCACUUAUAAUAUAUAGCCUUUCUUCAAGAGUGUGGGCUUUCAGUUUGGAAUACCUGAUUUCUUGUUUUCACAUUAAGAUAUUUUAAUGCUUUCCAUCAAAAUGCUGAACUCCCUUGCUCUGCCCUCAGAUAAACUGAUGACUGCACAGAUUUUGUGUGCUCCUACUUGCACUAAAUUUGCUUCUAUUUGCUCAGAGAAGCUAUGAUCUGGAGUGCUUUGUGCUCAGAUUUUUUUGUGUGGUUAGGGCGCGAACUAUAUGGGUUCAAAAGGCAGCUGGACAUUUACUCCAUGCCCACCUCUCAAACUGAAAGAUCACAGACUUUCUAAAUGCCAGCACUGAUCUCAGAUCAGUGCCACAGUAGCUUCAGUAUAUGAAAUCCUUUAACAGUAUUUAUUUAAUGAGGAAUUCUGUCUAUGGUUUUCUUAUUCAUUGUGCCAAGAUGCAAGUGAGGCUUUGUAUAUUUAAACUACUGCUCAACAGCCACGAGUGUCAUUAAACAAAACAUUUUAUUGAUAAACUACUGUAUGUGUGUUAUGA